Xenopus laevis (African clawed frog) is the source of this 2446-nucleotide messenger RNA. It is a transcript of the gene tgm2.L, whose product is annotated as transglutaminase 2 L homeolog. Gene Ontology annotation, cellular component: nucleus; mitochondrion; chromosome. NCBI's taxonomy places the organism in Eukaryota, Metazoa, Chordata, Amphibia, Anura, Pipidae. Gene Ontology annotation, molecular function: protein-glutamine gamma-glutamyltransferase activity; protein-glutamine glutaminase activity. The record is from RefSeq and is marked provisional.
CCAUGGCAGAAGAAUUGUUUCUGGAGAGCUUUGACCUGGACUGUAGUGGAAAUAACCGCAGUCACCGAACCGCAGAAGCCAGCUGCGAGCGUCUGAUUGUCCGGAGAGGCCAGCCCUUUCAAAUAACCCUGAACUUUGCCCCACGGGGCUAUGAAGAAGGGGUGGAUAGAUUGUCACUCAAUGCUAUAACAGGUCCAUGCCCCUCUGAAGAAUCAGGCACCAGUAAUAAUUUCCCAGUCUCGGAUGCUCUGCAAGAUGGAGCAUGGAGCGCAGCUAUCAACAGCACUGAUGGAGGCACAGUCAUUCUUUCUAUCACCUCGCCCCCUAAUGCCCGCAUUGGCUACUAUAACCUCAGCUUGGAGACCUCCACUGAAUACCAAGGAUCCAGCUUCCAGCUUGGAAGUUUCACACUGCUGUUCAACCCAUGGUGCCCAGAGGACUCUGUAUACCUGGAGAAAAAAGACGAAAGAAAAGAAUAUGUACUAUGCCAGCAUGGGAUCAUUUUCCAAGGGACAAAGAACUCAACUGAUCAUGUUCCCUGGAAUUUUGGACAGUUUGAAGAUGGGAUUUUGGAGAUUGCUCUUCAGAUUUUAGAUACCAGCCCCAAGUUCCUAAAUGACUCCAACCGGGACUGCUCCCGACGGAACGACCCGGUGUAUAUCAGUCGUGUGAUUAGUGCCAUGGUGAACUGUAAUGACGACAAAGGGGUUCUCUAUGGACGCUGGGAUAACAAAUAUGAUGAUGGAGUCAGCCCCAUGUUUUGGAUGGGAAGUGUCGCAAUCUUACGCCGCUGGAAGAAAUUUGGUUGCCAGGCAGUAAAAUAUGGGCAGUGUUGGGUCUUUGCUGCUGUGGCAUGUACAGUAUUACGGUGCCUGGGAAUUCCAGCCCGGGUCAUCACUAACUACAACUCAGCACAUGACACAAACAGCAACCUCCUAAUUGAACAGUACCUGGAUGAACAUGGGAAGAGGCAGUCAAAGCAGAAAGACUUAAUCUGGAACUACCACUGUUGGGUGGAGGUGUGGAUGGCACGUCCAGAUCUGGGCGAGGAUUACAAUGGAUGGCAGGUUGUGGAUCCAACUCCACAGGAGAAAAGUGAAGGAACAUACUGCUGUGGCCCGGCUCCUGUGAACGCUGUGAAGGAAGGAGACCUGAAUGUGAAAUAUGAUGUCCCCUUUGUUUUUGCGGAGGUAAAUGCAGAUGUGAUGUAUUAUGUACAACAGAACGAUGGAUCUGUCAAGAAAACCCAUUCUAUUUCACUGGUGGGUCAGAAUAUCAGCACUAAAGCGAUUGGAAAAGAUGAACGAGAAGACAUAACUCACAACUACAAGUACCCUGAGGGCUCACAAGAUGAAAGGCGUGUGUUUGAGAAAGCCAACAAACAAUUUGUAGAAGCAGAAGAAGAAGAGGAAAAACCUCUCGAUGUCACCAUCAAGAUUAAAGUCUCUGAGGGGAUGAACAUAGGCUCUGACUUUGAUGUUUUUGCUGUGAUCACUAAUAACACAGAGGAUGAGAAAAAGUGCCGCCUUAUGUUCUGCGCUCGCACCACCAGCUACAAUGGAGAAGUGGGACCAGAAUGUGGCAUGAAAGACCUUCUCAAUCUCACAUUGCCGCCCCAGGAAGAGAAGAGGGUGCCUCUGCAUAUCCAGUAUGAGAAGUACGGCCCCACGAUAACCGAGAACAACAUGAUCAAGCUGGUAGCCAUGCUGUACGAUUACUCUUCUAAGGACAUUAUCUUGGCCAUUAGAGACAUCCAUAUUAAGAAUCCAAGCAUCAAAAUAAAGAUUCUGGGGGAGCCCAAGCAGAAGAGGAAGCUGGUGGCUGAGAUUUCUUUAAAGAAUCCUCUGGCCGAGCCACUGACAGGCUGCUGCUUCACAGUGGAGGGGGCCGGGCUGACAGCAGAGCAACUGGUCCAAACUCUUGAUUGCCCCAUUGAGCCUGGGCAGGAAGCCAAAGUGAGAGUUGAUCUAAUGCCCCAGCUACCCGGUAAGCUCAGUCUGGUAGUGGAUUUCGAGAGUGACCUCCUAAAAGCAGUGAAAGGCUACAGGAACAUCAUCAUUGCACCCCUUCCAAAGUGAGAGCCGAAGCACUGCGGUGGGGUGGUUUCAUAUUACUGUCCUUGAAUGUGAGCCUUUUGUAUUCCUGCGUAUAUACAAUCAACAUAUUCCAUGCACAUUUCUCUGUGGCCCUGGAGCUUGGAAUGAAGCUGCUUUUUUCCCUUCUCCCUCAGCAGGAUGAGGUCUGCACAAUAUUUGAUGUUGCAGCCCAUACUGUCAUUAAGCCCCAAUACUGUCAGCCAUCGCUCUGCUCAGAUCCACUCUCAAUGGACUGGGUGUUGCCAGUAUACGGGAGUCGAGUUACCUCCAGGACUAAACACCACCAAACUGAAACUCAGAGCUGUAAAUAACACAUUGUACCCAUGUAUUAAAAGCACUGUUUCUAUGAA